AUGGAAGAAAAUUUGAAUUGUUGUCAUACGUAUCUAAAAGGAAGAAAAAAAAGCAAAGUGGAAGACAGUGCUAUGUUGGCUGGAACUAUUACGUCAUGCAAAGUUACUGGAAUAAUACUUGAAAUUAGAAUACUUGAAAUGGCUUUGUCACCAUCCAUGAUCAGUGCUAUGGUGGAAUGCAAGAUUUGCUUAGAGACUUACCACAAGCCCAAACAUCUUAACUGUGGACAUACGUACUGUCAAGACUGUUUAGACGACAUGUUGUCAUUUAAUGAAGAUGGAAGUGCAGAACUGAAUUGUCCACUUAGGUGUCCAAACAAAACGAUAAUAAAUGAGCAUGAUACAACAUCAUCCUUGGCUAACUCUUAUUGCCUUUCUGAAAUUUUAGAUACAAUAUCAAAAAGUGGAACAAGUAAUGGUCUAUGUCAACAAACCGAGAAUUGUAAACAGCCUAUCUGUUAUUCUUGCAGUACUUGUGGUACAAAGAUCUGUGAGAAAUGCCAACAUAUGCAUUCAUGUGAAAACAAAGCAUAUACUACUGUACGUUUUAACGGAAAGACAGGACAACUCCAACCAUUAUGCAGUCAACAUAAUUCGCUGGCUAAACGAGUUUGCAUCCAAUGUGACAAUAAAUUUGUGUGUGUGUUUUGCGUUCACAGGGAACACAAAAAUCAUAGACUGAAAAGUGUAACUGAAUUUGGCAUGGAAGCGAAGAAUUGGUUCCAAUCAUUUAUUACGUCAUUUGAAAACACAAGAAAGGACUCUAAAAGAUUAUCCAAAAUAUACCAUGAAACCUUGAUGAAGCUCGAGAGGGAAAGGAAAAUAUUUGCACAGGAAUUAAAAAUGAGAAAAUUAAAAUGUAUAGAAAGGUAUCUUACUAUUUUGAAUGCUGAGGAGGAACGUUUCUUAAAAGAAUUUGAUGAUAAAAGAGAAAUGUUUAGAACAGAAAUAAUCAACGCUAGCUGCAUGGAUCAUACUAGCAUGAAAGAAUAUAGGGAUUACAUAAAUGCGUUUAAUUUAAAAUCCAACUUCGAGCUUAUUGCUGAAAAAGUGGAAAUUGAAAAAACACUUCGAAAUCUCACUUCUUUAUCAGCCAGUAUGCCAAUAUUCAAAUCACAUCUCCGCCAAAUUAAUGACCAAGAGUUACCAAACAAUCCGCUUGGGAAAUUAAAAGUUUUUAUUGAUAAAGUUGAAACAGAUAGUCUCGUUCUUGGCACUAGUUCUGCUUGCCAAAAUUUGAUUAAGGGAUCCGAAAAGCUGACUAACUAUUCUCAAUUAGCUAUUAAACUAUCGUACAUUGUGGAAAGUAUAAACGGUAACGGAAAUGUUGCAAAUUUUGUUGCUGAAAACAGAAUUAGUGACGCCACGUCUACAAAUGCAGAACCUAAGACUUACUCGGAUGCAGAUAUCAAAAGGAGGAAUCACCCUACUUGUGACACUGAAGCUUCUACUACUGUUAGAAAUUUAGAAGAUGAACCCUGGUACUUUGGUUGUAUCACUCGGGAUGAAAGUAUUCGCUAUCUUAAACAUCCCGAAAACAAAUCUGGGGCUUUCUUAAUUCGCAAAAGUGAAAAUCCAUCCAGUGGCCAAUUGUACGUAUUAUCCAUGUUGAAAGGGAACUUUGUGCAACAUUUUAGUAUAAAAAGAAAGUUCGUCCUUUCAAAAAAUGCAGGAAUGCAAUUCGUUAAACGAACUGCUACAUCAUUGCAAAAGUGACUGGCCCCUUGGAGAGCCAUGCAUAAAAAAUCCUAUGUCAUCACUAAGUGGGAAAUUCAAAACGCUGUAAGUAUUUCCAAAGAAUGAUUGAAUUAUCGUUAUAUUUAAAGAGUGCGCUGGAUAAAGUUUGUAAGUCUUCAAGAAAUAUGGGUCGAGUUAACGACUGUGCAAGUUAUCCGAGGUUUAAGUUAUCCGGAGUGUUUUGUUAAAAAGAAUUAACGAGACUUAAAACGGACCCAAGAAAAUGGUUCGAGAUAAAAAAAGAGUUAUCCGGUGAUCAAGUUACCAGGAGCUUACUGUGGCUAUAAAAGGAAACAUCCAUCAUCGAGAUUUUCAACAAAAAGAGUUGGUACUAGAGGAUGUAAACAACGUAACCAGCAAGCACUUUGAUACUGCACAUUGUUUUAGAUCUGUGAUUCAUAUGCCUAUGUAAACCAACGAAAAAUUUAUAUUACAAUAGCCUAUGACAAUGUUUGUAA
Molecule: messenger RNA, 2195 nt
Organism: Hydractinia symbiolongicarpus
Lineage: Eukaryota; Metazoa; Cnidaria; Hydrozoa; Anthoathecata; Hydractiniidae
Product: probable E3 ubiquitin-protein ligase MID2
Exons: 8
Coding region: 1-1716 (571 amino acids)
Source: RefSeq, a predicted model, not a curated record